AUUGGCAUUCCUGGAAUUUGAAUGAUUGUCACAAAUAAUCAUACAAGCAAGAAUAAAAGAACGUAAAAGUUGGUGAAUGUCGUAAAUGGGGCGUGGUAGAUAUCGAGUGAGAGGUUGAAACUUAUAGCUGGUAAAAGCUUGACCCAGUCUCUACUCAUUCCAUGGUUAGAACUCUUUAAAAGAUGGAGCAAUUGAGAAGUACCCUUCAAGAAAACAAUCAGGAACAUCUCCUGAGAUUCUACAAUGACCUCAGUGUUGAGCAGAAAGAGCAGUAUCUGUGCAAGCUCCAGGAAAUUGAUUUUCACAAGAUGGGACAGCUGUUUCAGGAUGCUCAGCAAUCCAUUGAAAGCGAAGGCCAGCUUUUAGACACAUUCAUGGAGCCUGUUUCAUCUGAGCAACUAGGUUCAUAUGAGAAUUGUGACCCUACUCUGAGGGAAAGCUACUACAACAGAGGCCUUCAAGAAAUAUCGAAAGGUACUGUGGCUGUUCUAAUUAUGGCUGGAGGACAAGGAACUAGACUUGGUGUAUCAUAUCCAAAAGGAAUGUAUAGUGUUGACUUACUCAGCAACAAAUCUCUGUUCCAACUGCAAGCAGAGCGUAUACAGAAAGUCCAGCAGAUAGCCAAUGAGAAGUUUAAUGGGAAUGGUAAAAUAACUUGGUAUAUCAUGACAAGUGUUCCAACAUAUGAAGCAACACAGAAGUAUCUGACUGAAAAUAAUUACUUUAAUUUGGAAAAGGAAAAUGUUGUUUUCUUUAAACAAGGCUUGAUGCCUUGCUUUGACUUUGAUGGAAAAAUCUUAAUGGAUGCAAAAGACAAGUUGGCUAUGGCUCCAGAUGGCAAUGGAGGCAUUUACCAAGCACUUAAGAUAAGUGGUAUAUUAGAUGAUUUCCAAACUCGAGGUAUCCAAAAUAUUCAUGUACACAGUGUUGAUAACAUACUGACAAAGGUGGCUGAUCCGACUUUUAUUGGUUACUGCAUAGAGAAGGGUUCAGACUGUGCAGCAAAAGUCGUAAAGAAGUCUUCACCACAUGAAGCUGUUGGAGUCAUUUGCAAAGUUAAGGAUAAAAUCCAAGUAGUGGAGUACAGUGAGAUUUCCCAGGCACAAGCAGAAUCUACAAAUCCUGAUGGCAGUCUCAUCUAUAAUGCUGGAAAUAUUUGCAAUCACUUCUUCACUGCAGACUUCCUCAGGAAGGUAGCAAAUAAGGAUAUGCAAGUACAUGUUGCCAAAAAGAAGAUUCCAUAUAUUAAUGAUCAAGCUGAGAUUAUCAAACCUUCAACACCAAAUGGAAUUAAAGUUGAAAAAUUUGUAUUUGAUGUCUUCCAGUUCAGUUCUCAUUUCGUCGUUUGGGAAGUUCCUAGGGAUACUGAAUUUAGUGCAUUGAAAAAUGCUGAUUCUGCUGGAAAAGACUGUCCCAGUACAGCUAGAAGAGAUUUGUACAGGUUGCACAAGAAAUACUUGGAGGAGGUCAAAGCUAUAGUUGUCGGGGAUGAAGUUGAGAUCUGUCCAUUACUAUCAUAUGCUGGGGAGGGAUUAGAACAGUACUCUGGAAAACAGAUUAAUUCGCCUAUGCAUCUUGUAUAAUCAGAUCUAAUUAUAAAUAUAACAACUACCACUAUUGACGUCUGACCUACUUUCAAUAUUUGUACUUAAAAAUAAUGUAAUAUUUAAAUAAACUCUGCUAUUUUAUAAAUAAACAAAACAC
Nicrophorus vespilloides is the source of this 1704-nucleotide messenger RNA. RefSeq names its product UDP-N-acetylhexosamine pyrophosphorylase (gene mmy). Gene Ontology annotation, biological process: UDP-N-acetylglucosamine biosynthetic process. Lineage: Eukaryota; Metazoa; Arthropoda; Insecta; Coleoptera; Silphidae. The coding region runs from base 183 to 1583 and encodes 466 amino acids. The record is from RefSeq and is a predicted model, not a curated record. Gene Ontology annotation, molecular function: UDP-N-acetylglucosamine diphosphorylase activity. The transcript has 3 exons.